ACUCUUAGAUACUAGGAUGUCAGCACGUUAUGUACAGCCAGUUCGGUCUGAAAAGCCAAUUACCAUACUUAGCAUCGAUGGAGGUGGAGUCCGUGGAAUUAUACCUGCAACAAUACUUGCGUUCCUUGAAUCCGAACUUCAGAAACUCGAUGGAAAAGAAGCAAGAAUUGCUGAUUACUUUGACUUGAUAGCCGGCACAAGUACAGGAAGCCUUGUAACAGCAAUGCUAUCGACUCCCAAGGAAAACAAUCGCCCACUAUAUGCUGCAAAAGACAUCUGCCCUUUCUACUUCGGUGAGUGCCCAAAGAUAUUUUGUGAAGAAUCAAAAGUGCAUAGGCAAGCUACUAAACGGUACAAAUUCCCUUGGUCUGACGAUCCAAACUGGCUAUCAGAAGUGACAUGGAAAAAGAUUGCCAGUACAGCAUAUGUAUCGGUCAAAUAUUUCAUGGCGUGGUUACCCACAGUGGUGUUUCAUCCUAAAUAUGACGGAAAAUACUUACGGAUGAUAACGAAGGACAUUCUUGGAGGAAGAAAACUGAACGAAACGUUGACGAAUGUGCUAAUCACGAGUUUUGAUAUUAAACUUCUCCAUCCGAUCAUUUUCUCCUCUUUUCAGGUCCGUUCAGAUGCCACCAAGGUCGUAUUGCUCUCUGACGUAGUAAUUAGCUCAUCAGCAGCACCUUAUUUUCUCCCCCCACAUUUUUUCCGUACCAACACGGCCAUAUACAACCUCGUUGAUGGCGGGGUUGCAGCUAAUAAUCCUACAUUGCUUGCAAUACGUGAAGCGACAAAGAUAAAUGGUAACCAGCAAAACUCAUAUUAUAGUUCUCAAGAUUAUAGCAAGUACCUAGUUUUGUCUUUAGGCACCGGGUCUGCCAAAAGACAAGGAUAUGAAGUACAAAAGAGCCAGUGGGGUUUACUUGAUUGGUUUGCUAGUGAUAAAGGCACUCCUCCAUUACUUGAUGUCUUCUGUAAUGCCAUGGAUGAUAUGGUUGAUAUUUACUUGUCCUUGAUCUUCCCAACCCAUCUUAACUGUAGCCGAAACUAUCUCCGAAUCCAGGAUGACAACAUGAAGGCUAAUGAAACCUCAACAGAUGAUUCAAGCAUGGAAAAUAUGUUGAGGUUAGAGAGGAUUGGAAAAGCUCUCUUGGAGAAACGAGUUUCAAUGACAAACUUGGACACUGGUUUACAAGAACCUGUCCAAGGGGCACGUUCUAAUAAAGAUGCCUUAAUCGAAUUUUCUGGAAGAUUAUCAGCAGAAAGGCGACGACGAAUGGCCACUGUUAACUAUUGAUAUGUUCGACAGCAACAUUAAGAAACCCCAAUUAUGGAGAGUUUUGGACAUUAUAUAUGUCAUUAUAGGAACCGUACGUCACUGACUCUACCCUAGCAGCCUAGCUAGCUAGCAGUCACCUUACAAAGAUAAAUAAUGCCGUCAAAUUGCAUUAUGUUGUAGGGGAGGAUGUUGUCACACCUCUUGAACCUCCACUGACACUAUCUAGUUACCAUCAAAUCAGUCUGAAAGUGUAAUUAGGUUUCCUCUUCAGUUAUAUCCUCAUUUUCAAAAAAAGAAACCUUCUUCUGCUGUUGGUGUGGUUGAUAAAGUUUUGAUAAGGUUUCUUCUUCUGUUGUAAGUGUCGUGUCUUUCUCGGUCUCUUGCAAGAACAAGCACACAACGGUGAUGUCAUCCACUUUCGAAGAAGGGUAAUAACGUUUCCAUGCUACAGUGGCUGCUUGCACAAUUGUUUGUGCUGCCUCUUCCUUGUUCUUCACCGCCCAUAUAAUUGAUGAAACCUCCUCGUUACUAAGGACAUCCCACACCUGCAAAAAAAAUAAAAAAUAAAGUCACAUACACAAAUUAAAAAAAAAAAUGCGAAUGAACGCCCAGCUGAGGCAGUUAAAGAAUUGCAGUUAUCAGAGUAAUGGAAUCCAGCCAGCUUACUCCAUCAGUGGCAAGAACAAGAAACUGAUCUUGUAUGGUUAAACGCUGGUGUGUUAUCUGAGGGAUUGCAAUUACGCCGUAAUCCUUGAGAUAGAAGUCUCCAAAAGCUCGUGUCAUAGCAAGGCUCAUGUACUCCGCGGAGGCUGACCAAACACGAUGAACAUUUGGUUCAUCCUUAUUCGGGAUAGUCCUUCCCCCGCAUUUUCUUAUUCUUUCUGCUUCCUCUGCUCAAGCAACAGAUUCAAACCAAUCAUAAACACUAUAUAUGAGUACCUAAUAUUUGAAA
Papaver somniferum (opium poppy) is the source of this 2228-nucleotide messenger RNA. Its product is annotated as patatin-like protein 2. Gene Ontology annotation, molecular function: monoacylglycerol lipase activity; glycerophospholipase activity. The record is from RefSeq and is a predicted model, not a curated record. Bases 17 to 1294 code for a protein of 425 amino acids. Lineage: Eukaryota; Viridiplantae; Streptophyta; Magnoliopsida; Ranunculales; Papaveraceae. Gene Ontology annotation, biological process: lipid metabolic process. The transcript is spliced from 6 exons.